AGAGAGGGAGAGAGAGAGAGAGCGAGAGAGAUAGAAUGAGAGAGAGAUCAAGAGAGGGAGAUAGAGAGGGAGAGAGGGAGAGAAAGAGAGAGGGAGGGAGAGAGAGAGAGAGAGAGAGAGAGAGAGAGAGAGAGAGGAGAGAGAGAGAGAGAGAGAGAGAGAGAGAGAGAGAGAGAGAGAGAGAGAGAGAGAGAGAGAGAGAGAGGGAUGUUGAGAAUAGCCCUGAUCCUGCGAAGGUUGCAGAAGUCUGUGGAAGUGGCAUAUCAACGAAGUCUACGGACACGAGCCCUGCUGAAAGGCCCAUCGACGAAGAGCAGAUUUGUUCAAUGGGGUAGUACUAGUGUUUGCCUUGUGUACAAU
Molecule: messenger RNA, 360 nt
Organism: Closterium sp. NIES-67
Lineage: Eukaryota; Viridiplantae; Streptophyta; Zygnematophyceae; Desmidiales; Closteriaceae
Source: the annotation of a GenBank genome assembly